AUGUCUUUUGGUAGCCAGGUUCGAGGCGACUUGCGCGGCCCUGUGCCACCACCACCGGGUGCCGGUCAUAAUGGUCAUGGAAUGCCUCCAAAUGCAGCUCCACCGUCCCGCUCACAGAUUCAAUUUAUUCUCGACGAAAAUACGCACUUGAUCGAAUGUAUAAUCAACUACCAGUCGAAGGGAAUGGUCCAAGAUUGCGUCCAAUAUCAAAACAAGCUGCACAAGAAUCUCGUCUAUCUCGCUACUGCUGCGGAUAAACAGGGUUCUGGAAUGGGACUUGGUCCGACACCCGGUCCAGCUGGAGGACCAGCACAUCCCACCGCUCCAGGAGCAACUGCGCCGACUGAGCAGCACUCUCAGCAACACGGCAUGCCUCAGCCUGGAGCACCAACCCCUCAACCGACUUCUCAGAUCAGGGUGGCUAUUUUGGACUUGGGGAUUAGACCUGAGGGCCCGAGAAUGGCCCAACCACCCAUUCCACAAGCUCAUACAGGCAUACAGCAGCACCCAGGACUACCGAACGGGCUUCCAAACGGUCACCCACCAAAGCCAGCAACUCCUGCGUCAACACAAGAAACCGAAAAUGAUCAGCCAUCACAGACACAAAUUCCUCCAGUCUCAACUCCCGUUCCGACUGAAUCCGCUGUAAAAUCUCCCGCUCCUACGGAAAAUCAACCAGAUAAUCCGCCAACUCCUGGAAAUAACCCUCCUCAAGCGGUCAACUCCGAAAGCGAAGCCAGAGUCUCACCAAAGCCAAGUUCCGAAACCGAACCUCCCCAGUCGAUUACCGAAGAGCCUCCAAAAACUCCACAAGAACAGGCGCAGUCUCAGCCAGCUCAAAGUCCCGCUCCUUCGGCGUCUUCUCAAGCUCAACAACCACAGCAGCAACAACAACCUCCGCCCAAACAACAAACACCAAUUCAACAGUCUCCAUCUGCAGCUCAAAACAGUGCGAUGCCAACGCAACAGAAUCCAGCAGCUACGCCACAAAGUCAGCCACAUCCCGGUUAUCCUGGUUUUCAUGGGAAUGGGCCUGGGCAACCUGGAGCACCUAAUCCUCAAGCCGCUCAGAAUCCUGCACACAGAUUUCCUUACUCACAGCAUCCAGGCUAUGGCCCCGGUUAUCCUGGUGGGCCAGCCAGCCAGCCGUAUCCAGGUAGCCAGGCGCCAGGCUACCCUCCACACGCCAUGAACCAGCCUCACCAUCUACACAGCUCUCAACCGCAGGCGCAACAACAGAUAUCACCCCAGAAACAGCCUUCGACGCCUAAUCCUCCUCCCAGACCAGAUUCAACACAUGCGAGCCCAUCGGUGAAUCCGCAAACGCCUCAAGCACCACAUGCUCAGUCGCCGAAUAUCCCGCAUCAGUCACCUCAACAGUCUUCUCCGGGUCAAGGACACCCAUCGAUGAUGCAAAGCCCAGGAGGGCCAGCAAUGCAAGGGCAGUCUCAACCCCAUCCUGGCCAAAGUCCCCAAGGUGCACCACCAGCAGGAUACAACCCUCACGCGCCUCAAGGAAUGCACCCUGGCAUGGCGCAGAAACCAGGCUACCCUUAUGGCUACCCAAGUGGACAUCCUGGAUAUCCUCCGCAAGCCCGAAUGAAAGGUUACCCACCACACGGACACCCCGGCUCAGGUGGUUAUCCACCUCGACCUGGAAUGCCGCCUGGCUAUGGACACCCUCCUGGACAUCCUGGAUACCAAGGAUACCCGCCUAGAGGUUAUCCUCAAUAUGGCCAGUAUCCUCCUCAGUACCCAGGGGGUAUGCGACCACACCGUGGAUAUCCCGGAGCACCACCACAAGGAGGAGCCCCACCAGGCAUGGGAGCACCUCCGCAGCAACAACACGGACAAUAUCCUCCUUUUAGUCAGUAA
Oikopleura dioica is the source of this 1875-nucleotide messenger RNA. Lineage: Eukaryota; Metazoa; Chordata; Appendicularia; Copelata; Oikopleuridae. The record is from the annotation of a GenBank genome assembly.